ACUCAUUUCCAUCUCGAUAACUCUCGACAGCCUAAUAUUCCACCAUGAACACCACCCUCAAAUCCCCAUCUCUGGCUAGACAGCUCACAACAUCAUCCAAGCCAAGUCUCCUCCUUAUCGGCCAACUUCAACACUGCCAACGAGAAUGGGACAAUCUCCACUCCAAAUACAAACUCCUCCAAUUCCGAGGCAACAGAGCCCAAUUCCUCUCCAGCUGCAAAUUCGGCCUCUUCGAUGGCACCGUGGGUCUCUACCGGACCAACUCCAUCACGGAAACGGGCCACUUCGAUCACGAGCUCAUCUCAACCCUACCCAGGACAUUGAAAUUCAUCGGCCUUAACGGAGCUGGGUAUGAUGGGAUGGAUAUCAAUGCUCUUGCGCAGCGGGGGAUCAAGGUAUCUAAUACCCCGGGUGUGGUAGCGGGUGCGACGGCCGAUGUGGCCAUGUUCUUGAUUCUGGGGGCUUUACGGCGUGCGAUGAUACCUCUUGAAGCGAUCAGGAAUGGCCAGUGGAAAGGUGAUACGCCUUUGGGAAAUGAUCCGGGGGGAAAGAUUCUUGGGAUUAUUGGGAUGGGAAGUAUUGGUCAGGCUCUUGCACGACGGGCAGCUGCGUUUGGAAUGAAGAUCAUGUACCACAAUCGAUCAAGACUUCCAGAGGAAAAGGAAGGCGUAGCAUCGUAUGCAACAUUCGACCAAGUCUUACAAUUCUCCGAUAUCCUCAGUCUGAACCUCCCUGCAACCCCCCAAACACAUCAUCUGAUAUCUGAACAAGAGUUUCAGAAAAUGAAAGACGGUGUCGUGGUUAUAAACACCGCACGAGGUUCUCUGCUAGACGAAGAAGCGUUGGUCAAAGCCCUGCAAACAGGCAAGGUCAGCUCUGCAGGGCUGGAUGUGUAUGGAAAUGAACCCCGAGUGCAUCCAGAGCUUCUCAACGACAAGAGAAUCAUGAUUCUCCCUCAUAUAGGUACCACGACGGUCGAAACAAAAAGGAAUAUGGAGUUGUUGGCCAUCCAGAACUUGGAAAAUGCGCUGGAUCGAGAGGAACUCCUGACUCCUAUUCCCGAGUGUUAGAGAUUUGCAUCUAGAAAUCAAGACAUUGGAUUGGUAGAAG
This is a messenger RNA of Aspergillus wentii DTO 134E9, 1110 nucleotides long. Its product is annotated as D-mandelate dehydrogenase-like dehydrogenase. The transcript has 3 exons. Gene Ontology annotation, cellular component: cytosol. The coding region runs from base 45 to 1070 and encodes 341 amino acids. Gene Ontology annotation, molecular function: hydroxypyruvate reductase [NAD(P)H] activity; glyoxylate reductase (NADPH) activity; NAD binding. The record is from RefSeq and is a predicted model, not a curated record. NCBI's taxonomy places the organism in Eukaryota, Fungi, Ascomycota, Eurotiomycetes, Eurotiales, Aspergillaceae.